CCGCCAUGGUAGCGACCCCCGACCAAAUCGCGUGGUUCCUCAUCUUCGUGCUGGUCUUCGUGUCCUUCUACAUUUUCACGAGCCCAUUCGUCGAGAACCGCGAGCUCCUCAACCGAUGGACGCCAUACGUGUACGUCUCGAUGGGCCUCUACACGUGGCUCCUCUUGGCCGCUGUCGUGCACGUGCCCCUCACGCAGCUGGGCAUGCUCGAGUAUGACGUCAAGCAGCCGAUUUCGCUCUUCUUGCCCAUCUUCUUCAGCUCCAUUGUCAUCCUCGGCGGGUUCCAGUCGAUUCUGUACUUGCUCAUGCGCUAUGGCUGGGUCAAGCACUUCUCAAGCCUCUCGUUCAACCGCGUUCUCUCCAACAUCCUGCGCAACAGUGCUGCCGUCAGUGUCAUGUGCUGCGCCUUGCUCGUGCAUUGCGACGCCGCCGAUGACGACUCGGCCAUCCCCAAGACAUACAACCGACACGUGUGCGAGCAGUUCUUCGGCGUCUCGGGCACCAAGAUCCCCGUGCCCCAAAGCUACCAAGGCGGUCUCUUCAUUUGGAUCACAGGUCUCAGCUUGGCCAUGGUCAACUUGGUCAUGGAGCGUCUCGUGGGCUUCCGCAUGCUCGAGCUCAACUGGAACAACUCCGAGGCGGACGAGGAGGAGGAUGAGCACGAUGUGGAGCACUCCAAGCUCCCGGCCGAGCACGCGCUGCCCAUGGUGCCGUGGUACUCGAUGUUUGUCUUUGACACGGCGUUCGAGCUUCUCAUCUCGCUCAAGAUCUUCCUCGGGCGCUUUGACAUGCGCGCCAUGCAAGCUGCCAUCCACCCCAACUACGAGGACUACAUGUUUGACCACUUGGCCGAGAAGGACGACUUGUGGCUCGAUUUCAUGGGCGACUGCGGCGACGGCUUCAACAGCAGCUACCAAGUCGCGCGCUCGCUGGCGCAGCCCCAGCUCGACGUCGAGGUGCCGCCCAAUUCGCCCCUGGCGGACCAGGCCAAGAUGCUGACACUGCCGCGCGGCGACUGCCUCGUCAUUGGCGGGGACCUUGCGUACCCGCACCCUUGUGCCGAGACGUACGAGUCGCGCUUCUGGCGCACCUUUGAGUACGCGAUGAAGCCACCGCUUUGCUACGACCCCGCGGCCGUCUCGACGCAGAAGCCCGUGCUGCCGCCGGGCUGCAAGACGCUCAAAGAUUACAAAGGUCCGACGUGCUUUGCGAUUCCGGGCAACCACGACUGGUUCGAUGGGCUCAACACGUACAAGCGGUUCGUGUGCCACCGCGACUGGCUCGGGGGGUGGCAUCUGCCGCAGCAAACGAGCUACUUUUGCCUCAAGCUUCCGCACGGCUGGUGGCUCUUUGCGUGCGACCUUGCGCUCGAGAACGACAUCAACGAUGAGCAGUUUGCUUGCUUUGAAGCGAUUGCGAAGAACCACCUGCAGGACUCGGAUCGCGUCAUUGUCGUGACGCACGAGCCCAACUGGAUCCUCGAUCAGUACGAGCACCAGCGCACGGAAGAGAAGCUGCAGUACCUCAUGACCAAGGUCCUCGCCGGCCGCGUCGUGCUUCGGUUGGCAGGUGAUAUUCACAACUACACGCGCCACUCGCUUUUCGAAGCGCCCACGAUUCCGGCGCCCAAGCCGACGACACCGCGCCCGCGCAAGCUCUCGAUCAACACGUCCAUGACCCCCGACGACAUUACGGCGAUGGCGCCCUUCUCGCCCAUCCACAAGCAUUUCCCGCACAUGGAAGAGAAGCGUUUUCUCGACAUGCAGCUCGAUAUGGAGCCGAUGCUUGAUCCGCCGCAGGGGCACCCGGAGGGCGGCCCCGUCCACCUCAUCGUGUCGGGCGGCGGCGGCGCCUUCUUGCACCCGACGCACGUCCCGAGUGGCGAGAAUCUGUUUGCAAACGACAAGCACUACCAGCGCGCGUCGUGCUACCCGUCCGAGAAAGUUUCCCGCCGCUAUGCCCUUCUCAACAUCUUUGGCUUCCGUCGCCGCAACUGGCGCUUUGACUUUGUCGGCGGUGUCGGCUACUACAUGCUGGCAGUCUCCAUGUUCCCCCGCUGCUCGGUGGGCGAGAUCUACGAGAGUGCGACGUGGCGCGGCGUGUUUUCCAACUUUUUCUGGGAGCUCGUUGCGAUGCAGGGCGAGGUCUUUACUUCGUCGUAUGUGAGUUUGGCGUCGUACCUCGUGCUCUUUAUCGUGCAUUUGCUCUUCGCUGACACGCCGUCGUUCCCGAAGAAGGCUGCGAUCAGCUUGGUCAUGUCGCUCGCGCACACGACGGCGGCGUUUAGCGUGCUCAUUGCGUUUGAAGCCAUGUUCCAAGCCGCGACCGACCAAGGGGCGCUUGCCAACGAAGGGCUCUACUCACUGUACAACUACUUCAACGCGCAUGUGCCCAACAUGCUCCAGCUGCACGCGUACGACUACUUCAACGUCAUCCCGCUCUACUCGACAUGUGUCAAGUAUCUCUUGACGUUCUUUGACAUUCCCGAAGUCGUCGCCGUCCACCGCAUGAAGAUUUGCUACGAGGGGUUUGACGCGCUCUCGCGCAUUGAGGCGAGUGUCUACUACUACUCUGUGUUCAUGUACUUUUGGGUCGCGGCAACGCCGAUCUGCGGUGUCAUUGUCGGGUUGUAUCUCUACACGGCGCUCAACGUCUUCAAGAGCCACUACAACGAGGCGUUUUCGUCGCUCCGCGUCGCCAGCUACAAGAACUUUGUGCGCAUGCGCUUCACGCCCGACGGCAACUUGGAAAUCUAUGCGCUUGGCAUUGACAAGAUGCCGCAAAAGUGGGUUCGCGAUCCCAAGUGGAGCGGUGCGGCCGAGGCGCGCAAGCUCAACCCGUCGCCGUCGUACGAGUGGAAGUACCCCAACUACUGGAAGCCCAAGAUUUCCAAAGUCGACAACAUUCUGCGCUUCGACAUGGAGGACGAGCAGUUCGACGCCAAGUUUAGCACCGAAGACCGGUCGCGCAUCAAGCUUGUCGACCACGUUGUGUACUACAAGAACAACCCGAGCCGCCCGGGGACGCCCGCGCGCACCCCGACGUACGAGUAGUCUUGGCCAUCAAUCCAGCGUGCCUUGCCUCCA
Messenger RNA from Saprolegnia diclina VS20, 3086 nucleotides. RefSeq lists its product as hypothetical. The coding region runs from base 6 to 3053 and encodes 1015 amino acids. NCBI's taxonomy places the organism in Eukaryota, Oomycota, Saprolegniomycetes, Saprolegniales, Saprolegniaceae. The transcript is spliced from 17 exons. The record is from RefSeq and is a predicted model, not a curated record.